GAGGAGCUUUUGAUUGUCUUAAAAUCCGAAGACGCCGAAUACUCAAAACAAAAGAGGAGCGCGCGUAAUUCUGUCCUUGUGCGAGUUGACAUGGAACGUCAAAUGUUUUUACUUGCUUUGUUUCUCUGUGUGACUUUCAAUAUAUGCGAGGGCACAGGAGUAGAUCACAAAAAGCCGUGUGGAUAUCCCCCUUCGCAGUGGUGUCGGUCCCUGGAAAUAGCCAUUGAGUGUGGGGUGCAAAAGCAAUGCCUGGAGCUGAGGGCCACCAGCCCGAACACCACAGUGCCCCUAGUGGAGGUGACCCUGUACUACGAGAGUCUGUGCAAUGGGUGCAGGUCAUUCAUCACUCAACAGCUCUACCCGACCUGGACCCUCCUCAAGGACAUCAUGGCCGUCAACUUGGUGCCCUAUGGCAACGCCCAGGAAAUGCAGAAUGCUGUUAUCUGUCAGCACGGCGAACCAGAGUGUCAUGGUAACAUGAUUGAGGCAUGUAUUCUGCACAGCAGUAGCCAUGAUGAGGCCUUCCAUAUCAUCAACUGCAUGGAGUCUGCCGCUAAUGUCCUGAAUGCAGCCCAGCCCUGCCUGCUGCUGUUUGCCCCGUCCAUAAAAUGGGAGACCAUCUCGACCUGCAUCAGGGGGCCUCUGGGCCGAACUCUCAUCCACCAAAACGCUGCCAAGACCCGGGCUCUGACUCCACCACACAAUCAUGUACCCUGGGUCACCUUCAAUGGGGUGUACACGGAUGAAUGGGAGGACCAGGCAAUGUCCUCACUCUUCCACUUGGUUUGCAGUUUGUACAAGGGACCCAAGCCACCAGCCUGUACAGGAGCUUUGCGGAAAGUGAACAGAAGUUUUUGCUGACGGAUGUUCUUGUCAUUGCAUGCAUUUACUAUAUUCUAAAAUAAAUUGCUCUUGGGCCUAUCUAUCAGAA
Engraulis encrasicolus (European anchovy) is the source of this 931-nucleotide messenger RNA. RefSeq names its product IFI30 lysosomal thiol reductase b (gene ifi30b). The record is from RefSeq and is a predicted model, not a curated record. Bases 91 to 861 code for a protein of 256 amino acids. Gene Ontology annotation, molecular function: oxidoreductase activity, acting on a sulfur group of donors, disulfide as acceptor. The transcript has 7 exons. Gene Ontology annotation, cellular component: lysosome. Lineage: Eukaryota; Metazoa; Chordata; Actinopteri; Clupeiformes; Engraulidae.